AUGCUUAUUCACGAAGCUCUCAUCCAGGCCAGGGGCCUUCUGCGCGACAGCGACAGCAGCUCGAACAGCACCAAGGAUGUCUGCCCAGAAAUCUCCCUCGUCGAAGAUGCAUCCCAACCCCUCUUCGGCACCAUGUCCUUCUACACAUUCAACAUGAUCCUCUCCGGUAGCUUCGCCGCCGCAUCGUGCCUCAUCAUCUUCACCCUCAUGAUCCUCCACGCAACGCACCUAAGCAAGAGCAACGAGCAAAUCAAGUCCGUUAACUCCCUCGUGGUCAUUCACAACCUCGCAACGACAGAAAUGGCAAAGCUAACAGUAGAAAAUAGAAUCCUCAGAAUCUCCCUCAUCAUCCCUUUCUGGUCCAUCAUCUCCUUCCUCUCCAUCUGCUUCCCCACGGCCGAAGUCUACCUCCACCCCUGGCUCGAGUUCGUCCAGUCCAUCUGCCUGGCCACGUUCUUCCUCCUCCUAUGCGAGUUCGUCUCGCCUAGCGAGCAGCAUCGGGAUGUCUUCUUCGCCGGCAUGACUGUGAAGAACAAGAAGGCUGCGAAUGGAGAGGAAAAUGGUCUCCAGUGGUACAGAAAAAUGUGGUUCGCCGUCUUCCAGUAUCCAGUCGUCGCUCUCCUCGUCGCCAUCUUAACUGCCAUCACCCAAGCAGCGGGUGUCUACUGUGAAUUCGAAAGCAAGGUUCAUUUUGCUAGAUUAUGGCUACAAAUCAUCGGCACCGCCUCCCUCACAAUCGCCCUCAUGACCGUCAUCCGCUUCUUCAUGCAACUCCGAUCCAAACUCUCCCACCACCAGCCCCUCGCCAAGUUCUUCGCCUUCAAGCUCGUCGUCACCCUCACCUUUCUCGAAAACAUCAUCUUCUGGAUCCUCAAGGACACGGGCGCCCUCAACCCGACAUCGACCCUCACCGACGCCGACCUCCGCAUCGGUAUCCCUUCCAUGCUCGUCUGCAUCGAGAUGCUGCCUCUCGCGGCGUUCUUCCACUACGCGUACUCCCACCGGCCUUACGUGAUCGGCGGCGGGAACACGCGCCGGCCGUUGGCGGGCGAUUUGGAGGCGUAUGAGCCGCAGACGUAUUCUGGUGGGCCCGGGGGUGUGUGGGCGCUGGUGGAGAUGUGGAAUCCGAUGGAGAUUGUGGAGGCGAUUGUGUUUGGGUUGAAGAUGAAGGCUGAGGAGAGGAAGCAGUCCAGGGCCAAGGGUCGUGGGUGGCAGUCGACUAAGUAUCAAUCGGUUGAGGAGCCGUAUGAGAUGGGUAGGAGAUGA
Molecule: messenger RNA, 1266 nt
Organism: Colletotrichum fioriniae
Lineage: Eukaryota; Fungi; Ascomycota; Sordariomycetes; Glomerellales; Glomerellaceae
Biological process (GO): transport
Cellular component (GO): membrane
Molecular function (GO): transporter activity
Source: RefSeq, a predicted model, not a curated record